CGGUGCCUCGCAGUCGAUCCGUGAAAGCUGCUGCGAGCCAAAGCGAAGCGAGUCGACCUUUAACUUGGUUUUCCAUGAAUUCUCGUGAGCUACCCGUCGACCAAGAGCUCGUGACAGCUCACCGCAGGUUGUAAGGCGGAUGACCUUCUUCGUUCUAUCUGGAACAUCGCCAGCCUUGUCGGAGUGAGAGUUUCAUGAAGGAUCGGGUCAUGGGCCGCACUGGAUACACGUGCAUCAGGCACGUCUUCUGCUCCCUCAACGUUCUCAUCUGGUUAUGCGCUUGCGGAAUUUUGGGUGCGGGCCUUUGGCUGCGACUGGCUUAUUCCGGAUAUGCGACCUUGGUGCCGCAGUACAGCUUCGCGUCGGCUGACUCGCUGCUGCUCGCCGCGGGAUGCGUCACAUUCGUCAUCGCCUUCUUCGGAUGCUGCGGCGCGUGGUUCCAGUCGAGAUGCAUGCUAAUCACGUAUUUCAGCCUGGUGAUACUCAUGUUCCUCGCUGAGUUUAUGCUGGGCACCCUGGCGUUCGUGUUCAGGGAACACCUUGCGCGCAGCCUGAAGGAGGAACUGCUGUACGGCAUCGAGAAGCAUUACAAUAUCACCAGGGAACCGGGAACACUGCCUGCUGUGUGGGACCACAUACACACGGAGUUUCACUGCUGCGGCGUGCGCGACUACACGGACUGGUUCCAAAUCGAAGCGUGGCCCGAGGAGGACCGCGUGCCAGACUCGUGCUGCAUGCAAAGAGAACGCUACUGCGGCCGGCUGGAUCCGGAGGGUCGUAACAAGGAGCUCUGGUACAAGGAGGGCUGUGCCUCCGCCAUCCAGACGUGGCUGGUCACCAGACUCCACGUGGUGGGCACGGUCGGCCUGGUCGUCGCGUUCCUCCAGCUGUUCGGCCAGGUGGCCAGCAUGAUACUCUUCUGCACGGUCAGACACAAGAGGUCCUCGCACACGUACAAGAGCUACGACACCACCAACACCUAGAAUCUCGAUCCGGUCUUGGACGAGACCACCGUCUGAGAUCGGAGAACAUACCCUUCUCGACUCCCGUCGCGUGUCCCGCGCGGGAACGACAUGACGAGACCUUUUCGGGACUGUCUUCGCGCGAUAGGCCCUCCUCCUUCCCCGCGGGUAGGAGGACCACGACGUCGCGGUUCCUUUCGCUUGCGAUCCCGCGUUAAAAUUCGCACGUAUUAUAAACGGUAAGGGGCGACGCGAUAAGAGGGACGGAAAUUCGUUAGGAGAAAUCGUUCACGGACCAGCGAACAUUGCCCUACGAACGUAUCUACGCACGAAGGGCGGUAGGGUGGGUGAGCAGGGGCGGGGGGAGGAGGAGGUGAGUCUUUUACAUAGGUAAAUAAAAAACAACAUAGUGAGCUGCAGUUGACCAAAACAUUUCCGCCGUGUACCAAAAGUAUGAUAGAUAUUUAAUCGACGGUUCUACAAGCUAUCUUCUUCAUAGUUUAGGUCUUUUGGCAACAUACACACCCACACACGCACACACAUGUACAUAUACAUAUAUGUACGUAUUUGUUUUUCGGUGAUUUUUAAUUUCCGACGAUUAAUUACCGCGACUUCUAAUGAUCGUUUGACUCUGCCGUUAACAAUUAUCGCCAUUCUUAAUUGCAACGCUUACAAAUGUAAGCGACGCGAUGAUCCAUGGGUCCCCAUAACCAGUAUUUAUUAGAUAAUCGAGUAGGUAGAGAAUCUGACAGCAGAAAAGUUAAUUUAUACAUGAAAAUAAUUUAUGUAAUCGACGAGAAUAUUAUAAGAUCGACCGUUAAAUUGAGAUGUCCUUUUCUAACGG
Molecule: messenger RNA, 1806 nt
Organism: Harpegnathos saltator (Jerdon's jumping ant)
Lineage: Eukaryota; Metazoa; Arthropoda; Insecta; Hymenoptera; Formicidae
Gene: Tsp5D
Product: Tetraspanin 5D
Exons: 5
Coding region: 195-983 (262 amino acids)
Cellular component (GO): plasma membrane
Source: RefSeq, a predicted model, not a curated record